Molecule: messenger RNA, 1903 nt
Organism: Lineus longissimus
Lineage: Eukaryota; Metazoa; Nemertea; Pilidiophora; Heteronemertea; Lineidae
Exons: 3
Coding region: 113-991 (292 amino acids)
Source: RefSeq, a predicted model, not a curated record
UCUACCACGGUCUGCAAGUGCUAGUCAGAAACUAUCCUCAAAGAACACGAAUUGUCCUGCCCAGCUAGUUCUGACAAUCAAGCGCAUCCCUGGAAAACUAAGCAGAGCCAAAAUGAAGGAUCUUCACCUACCAGCGUAUCAAGUUGUUGUCAAGCUCUCCCACCGCCAUAACCAUGUGAUUGAUAGUGCUGAUAGCCUAAAGCAUAGAGAUGUAAGUGAAGAGACAGUUGCCAAAUUCAAAGACCUGUUCUCUAAAGGGCAUUCACCAGCAUCCGCUCUCAACACCCACAAGCUUGAUCUACAACUACACUACGACCAAGACUAUGUGUAUGAAGCUGCUGAUCGUGCCAAUUGUCCAGACAUACAGUUCUGUCACAGGCUGUAUCGGAAGAUCUUCAAUAAAGCCUACGGUGCUGCUAGUGGGGAGAAGAUGCUGCACGACCUGGAAGCAGCAAUCGAGUCCUACAACAGUGAGAAGGGUGAAGUGUGCGGCAGGAUCGACCAAGUCAAUGGCAAGAUCGCAAUCGCGUUGUGCAGCCCUCUUAUGAAACGUGUCAGCCAGAAGCACGAAUACAGUGGAGAACUUGUGUUUAUAGAUGCAUCGGGGGGCAUGGAUCGAUAUGACUGUAGGAUCUUCAUGCUUCUAACUCAUAGUGCUGCUGGCGGAUUACCACUGGGGUGCCUGAUUGUAACCUCAGAGUCCAGGGAGUGUGUAACUCUGGCAUUGAAACUGUACACAGAAAUAAUGCCUAGAGAUGCUUUCUUUGGCCGGGGUGCUCUUGGUCCUCAGGUGUUCUUAUCUGACGAUAGUGAGGGCAGAAAGGCAGAGCCUUGCAUCAGUGUUUCCACAGGCCACAUUGAUUCUUUGCGUUUUCCACUUGCUGCAGGCAGUGUGGAGGUUCCUGUGGGAAAGCAAGAACAACAUCCGAAGAGAGCACAGGCAACAGUUGCUUUUUGCAGUAAAAAAGAUGACUUUCGCCAUGACUGUUGAAUCACUCGAGGAAGCCUAUGAAGAGCUUCAGGAUAGUGAAGUUGCUCGUCUCUACCUUAACUUCAUAGCCCAUGUUGAAAAGCUCUACAAUCGUCGUCAGACAUGGGCAGUCUGCUAUCGUUCAGAGUUACCCACCCGGGGUAACAACACCAAUAACUAUGUUGAAGCUGCUAUGAGGAUCCUCAAGGACCAGAUCUUUGAACGUGUGAGAGCCUACAAUGUGGUCCAGCUCUUUGACUUUCUCGUCACUCGAGUAUCCAGUUACUAUGAGCGUCGCCUCACUGACUUGGCCAAUGGGCGUAUCGAUGUGACUGUCUCAAAGAAGUAUCUCCCUGGUGGUUCAUCGAUUCCUGUGGCGAGCAUCACCAAGGUUGCUGCCCACUACUACGAGGUCAAGAGUGAGACAAGGGAGAAUUCCACAUACUUCGUUGAUACCCAAAUCGGUAUUUGCACUUGCAUUGCAGGGAUGGGUGGCGCUCCCUGCAAACACCAGUAUGCUGUUGUGAGGAAUUUCAAUGAGUCCUCAUUGAAUUUCUUGCCAAUGAGGGACCCUCACUUGCGAGAACAGAUGCUCUUUCUUGCAACUGGUCAGAAGAAUGCGAGACCUGGAUGGUUUGCAUCCCUUCCCAUUGCUGGCUUGCCACAACUGGAGGAGCCUGUACGACAUGUACGAGGACCAAUAGAAAACCAGACGGGCGGCCAGAAUGAUGAUGAUGAUGAUGAUGAUGAUGAUGAUGAUGAUGAUGAUGAUGAUGAUGAUGACGAUGCUAUACCUGAAAACUGCACUGCAACUGCACCGCCCAGUGCCAAUGCGGCUGUUGAGUCCUUGAACGCCCAGAGGAUGAUGCAGAAUAGGUUUGAUGAGAGGAGCAGUACUCCGAUGGCAUUGCAGUCCAAUGGUGUUGAAAAUGA